UGUUCGUGACGUCACACGCGCCCUACUAGCAACAAGGAAGUAGCGGCGACCAUGUGACCAUAUGUGCAGAGGACAAAGUGAUUGGCAGCAGAGCCUAUCCCAAAAUAUCCACUUUACAAGUAAAGCAUGGAUAGCAUUGUGGUGGCACAGACAGAGCAUGGAGAAUGAUGAAUUUUCGCCAGAGGAUGGGAUGGAUUGGCGUCAGCCUCUACCUCUUUGUGAGUGCUGCUGCUUUUUACUACGUAUUUGAAAUAAAUGAAACUUAUAACAGACUUGCCCUGGAACAUGUACAGCUGAAACCACACGAGCCACACCGAGGGACUACAUGGACACACUCCUUAAAAAUACGUCUGCUCUCCUUACCUUUUUGGCUGUGGGCCGCCCUCUUCCUUAUUCCCUAUUUUCAAGUGUUUCUGUUUCUAUACUCAUGUACAAGAGCUGACCCUAAAACUGUUGGGUAUUGCAUCAUUCCCAUAUGCCUGGCAAUUAUCUGCAAUCGUCACCAGUCCUUUGUCAAGGCAUCAAAUCGGAUAAGCAAAUUGCAGCUGAUUGACACAUAGCCCGCAAAAUAAUUUCCUCAAAGGAGGAAUAAAACCAACCAUGACAGGAAAUCGAGACAAUCUGCUUUAUACUCCAUCAUUUUGCUACCAGAGAGGGCCUGUCUUUCUGUCUCUUGGGGAAUUUUUUAAUGAAUGGCAGGUUGAAAAUGAUAUUAUUGCACUUACUCUUUGCAUCAAAGGGCUAAAAAAAGGUUAUAUUAUACGAACUCCAUUCAUAUAAUGAUAGUAAACCAAAUGGGUGGCUUUCACAAUUUUUAGACAUGGUACUGCUGCAUUUGUCCUUGUCACUGAAGUGAGAGAGGAGCAGUUAGUGGGUAUGUAAGGUUUCAAAAUGAAUGAGGGGAAUAGUAUAUUCUAUAAAUAGGCAACAUUAGAUCUGGACAGUUGCCCCACUGCAGUUAAUAGGAUGUAAAAUGUAGAAAUGGUUGUGAGAGGGCACGGUCAUGUUCCUUUUUGGAUUGUUUACUAGAAAAAAAAUGUUGUGGUGUUUUUGGGAUUACACAGCAUUUCUCUUAUGAAUUAAGGAAUGACAGGAAUUAAAAGGUUUGUGGGUUUGAUUCAGAGGUUUGACACAUUAGAAAUUGUUGCGUAGUACUGUUGCACUCUCCUGUGUACAAUCCUAGUUCUGCUAUGAUUUUGUAUAAUUAAAAGAAAUAGGGGGUUUACAGGAAAUUUUGAAAUAUGUAUUUUGCUUUAUUUUCCUGUCAUUUGACAUUUUCUACUUAAAUUUGGAUUCAUAUUUCGAGGAAAAAUGUUCACAUUGUCAAAUUGUGUGAGCAGGAAACUCUGGGGUUGGGCUUAUUCCAUACCUUGUACAUGGAAUUUUAUGGGAAGCAAACAAUAAAAUAAACAAAAGUUUAACAGUGA
Molecule: messenger RNA, 1427 nt
Organism: Xenopus laevis (African clawed frog)
Lineage: Eukaryota; Metazoa; Chordata; Amphibia; Anura; Pipidae
Gene: lyset-b
Product: MGC84091 protein
Exons: 2
Coding region: 165-560 (131 amino acids)
Source: RefSeq, a predicted model, not a curated record